UUGGCUUUAGUUGUUUAUUUAUUUGGAGUGGUUUCUUUUUUAAUUUAAUAAAAAUUUUAAAUUAUUUUGUCAAUUGAAAGGAGAUCAAAUAAUCUAAUUAAGUGCAACUACAUACGUACAUUAUGGCACCUAUUCCGAUACAAUCGUUGUAUAGUUUUCAAGCGGUAUCCGAUAUCAGAGAUUACAGCCCCACUGUGCUUGAUGGUAAUUGGAAUGAACUCAGGUAUCGUCAGGCUGUGAACCCACAUGCUGUAGUUCCCUGUGUCUUAGCACAGCGUGAGUGCAAAAAGAAGACAACUACUUUUCAUGAUAGUUAUCCAUAUCACGGUAAGAAUGACCAGAUAACAGAUGAUUUUCUUAACAUCAAAUGUACGAGUUUUAAACGAAAAGAAGCAGCGGCUACUUCUAGAGGUGUUAUGCGACUUCUUGAUGAAUUCCAAGAGAACUUGACAUCCAUGAAUGAUAUUCUAUUUAAACUCGUACCAAAAUUACCAGAACCAGUAUUUGAAGAUGGCAUACCUAGGGCGCGUAAAAUUGAUACUCUCCAGUGUUAUGGAAAUCAAACCAAUUUCGGUUUGCGUGAGUGGAUCAAGUGUAAAGUUCUUAAGGAGGCCUUCAGAACUUUUCAUCUCUCAGAGUAUAAGCAAAGUUAUGUCAAUCCAAAAACAAUUAAAAUAAUACCGUUUACCAGAAUAUAAGCAUCAUUCAUUUGUGAAAAAUCUUUAAGUUGGUGCAACCAUAAGAUCAUAGUUGGAAUUGAAAAAUUAAGUAAAUUUAAAAGAAUGAAGUAAAGUUAAUUAUGAAAUGAAAUUCGUGAUUUGUAUAUAUCUUUGUGAUCUUUUACAUACAUGAGUAGUU
Molecule: messenger RNA, 858 nt
Organism: Teleopsis dalmanni
Lineage: Eukaryota; Metazoa; Arthropoda; Insecta; Diptera; Diopsidae
Exons: 2
Coding region: 123-698 (191 amino acids)
Source: RefSeq, a predicted model, not a curated record